This is a messenger RNA of Malassezia japonica, 1887 nucleotides long. It is a transcript of the gene RGD1, whose product is annotated as Rho GTPase-activating protein. Gene Ontology annotation, cellular component: cytoplasm. NCBI's taxonomy places the organism in Eukaryota, Fungi, Basidiomycota, Malasseziomycetes, Malasseziales, Malasseziaceae. Gene Ontology annotation, biological process: regulation of GTPase activity; signal transduction. The transcript is spliced from 3 exons. Bases 1 to 1887 code for a protein of 628 amino acids. The record is from RefSeq and is a predicted model, not a curated record.
AUGGGAGAUACGUCCUAUCUGUCGACAACGGCGAAUAACAUCGGCGACGCGUCGUUCGCUCCGCUGCGCGCUUCGACGUCCACAAACACCUAUGCGGGUGGCACGGCGGAAGCCGGCGACCGCACGCUCUUGCCCGCCUCGGGCGGGAACGACGGGCCGACGCCCGAGAUUGUCAAGUCGUCUGUGAUUGACGAUGCUACAAUGCGCUCGCUCUGCGCUAUGGAUUGCGGCCUGCCCCUGAUGGACGAGCGCCUGCGCCAGAGCCUCGAAUCGGCGCGCGAGGCGUCCGCGUUUAUCAAGAAACGCGCCGCACUCGAGGAGGAAUAUGCACACGGCCUCAGCAAGAUGAGCAAGACAUACGCAUCCGAGUACUCUUCGCACGAGGCUCGCGCGGGCUCCUACAGCUCGAACUGGAAGAGCAUGCUGCACGCCCAAGAGUCGCUCAGCGAGAACCACUUCCGCUUCGCGACGAAGCUCACCGCGAUCAGCGACGACCUCGCGAUACUCGUGCGCGACUCUGAGCGCCAGCGGAGGCAGCACCGCGAAAUGGGCCACCGCCUCGAAAAGAGCCUGCUCGACGCGGAGUCGAGUGUCGAGCGCGCCCGCAUGCGCUUCGACAUUGCGGCCGAGGACCUGGAACGUGUGUUCCUUGUGAAGCAGGGCGACACGCAGCGCGCCGCCGACAUGUCGAUCGGCGCAGCGGCGAGCAAGCGGACGCUCGGCAUGUCCUUUACCAAGGGCGGCCUCUUUAAGAACAAGAACCCCCAGCAGAUUUUGCGCCACGAGGACGAGUUCCGUACGAAGAAGAACACGGCACACGAAAUGCUGCGCACCGAGGCGCAGCAGGCACAGGUCGUCCGCCAGGAGUACUUUAGCCAGCACCUGCCGCACAUUCUGCGCUCGCUCCGUGAUACGCUCAACGAGCUGGACACAGGGCUGCAGUUCCAGCUGAUGCGCUUCGCCUUCUUGUACGAGAGCAUCGUGCUGAGCGACGGUAUGGCGGUCAACCCGCUGAACGAAAAGUCGACUACCAAUGGCCUGCGCGACUCGGCCUCGGCGAUCGACAAUGGCGCCGACUUUAAGGACUUUUUGCAGAGCUACGAGCUCGCGCACGGCAAGGACUUCAAGGGGCCGCGCCGCUUCAAUCCUUACGACGAGCAGACGCUCACGAACCUCAUGUACCAAACCACCCUUACUGGGCCGGGCGCGGGCGGCGACGAAGGCGCCAUGUCGGGCGGGUCGGCGCACGCGAUCUUUGGCGUGGACCUCACCACGCAGCUUAUCCGCGACAAUGUCGAGGUGCCGCCCAUCCUCGAGAUCUGCGCAGAUGCGAUCGAGCGCGUCGGCAUUCAAAACAUGGGCAUUUAUCGACUGUCGGGCACCACGUCGCGCGUGCAAAAGCUCAAGGCAAAGUUUGAUGCUGACUGGUCGUCGGUCGAUCUGAUGAGCGACGAGGCGCUGAGCGACAUUAAUAUCGUCGCAGGCUGCCUCAAGCUUUGGUUCCGCGAACUGCCAGAGCCUUUGCUCACCCAUGCAUUAUACCCGGCGUUCAUUGAGGCCGCCAAGGUGGAGAACGACUACUUGCGUCAGAUCCGCCUGCACGAGCAGGUCAAUGAGCUACCGGACGCCAACUAUGCCACUCUCCGCUUCCUGAUGGCGCAUCUCGAUCGCGUCCGCUCGCAAGAGUCGGUCAAUCAAAUGAGCGCGCACAAUCUCGCGAUUGUCUUUGGCCCCACGCUCCUCAGCCCGCCCCACGACGUGGUCGCGUUGGACGCCGCCGCAGGCGGGCCUGUGCAUCUACAGGAUAUGAGCCACCAAUGCCUGGUGGUCGAGACGAUCCUGCUCAAGUACCGCGACAUCUUCGUCGACAGCGAGGAGGAUAAAUAA